Alexandromys fortis (reed vole) is the source of this 9657-nucleotide messenger RNA. It is a transcript of the gene Araf, whose product is annotated as A-Raf proto-oncogene, serine/threonine kinase. Gene Ontology annotation, biological process: Ras protein signal transduction; protein phosphorylation. NCBI's taxonomy places the organism in Eukaryota, Metazoa, Chordata, Mammalia, Rodentia, Cricetidae. The coding region runs from base 7388 to 9202 and encodes 604 amino acids. Gene Ontology annotation, cellular component: cytoplasm. Gene Ontology annotation, molecular function: protein kinase activity; ATP binding. The record is from RefSeq and is a predicted model, not a curated record. The transcript has a single exon.
ACAACUAAAAUGGAUUUGGCAUAGGGGUUUUUACGAGGCCCCUCACAAAAUUUGUUGGUGCCAAAAUAUUAUUGGUAUUGCUCUGUUUAGAGCUGAAGUUAAUAUUUGUAAGAAAUCCAUACAGGCUUCCUUUAGACCCUGUAGUAAAUGUUCAAUUAUCUUUCUUAUUUCUUUAAUUCUGCCCCCAAGCAUUCAAAGCUGCUGUGUGGCAUAAAUCCAAGGUGUGUUCAUCAUGUACAGCUCGCCUCUCUAUAGUAGCAUAGUCUCCUUCUCCAAGAAUUUUAUCUUGGGAGAUUUUCCUACAUCUAUGUUUACUCAAUUGUUCAAUAAUCUUAUUUCCUUCCUCUGAAUACAUGUUCCAUUGUAAUUGUGGACUUAGCUCUAAAACACCUUUCACCAAUUCUAUCCAGUCUUUAGGGAUAUUUUUCUUAAAAACUGACCAAAAGUGCAUGUCCUAUGAGACUAUUAUUUUCUUUAAUCUUUUUAAAUCUAAUUUUGGGAGAGAAGUCCAGUUCACUGUAACAGAGCAUCUGCCAUUUGGUAAUUCCUGUAAGGUUACUGGAUAUAUUAAUGUUGGUUAUCUGAAAACCUUAGACUGUUCCUCUUUAUUCUUAUAAAUUGGCACUCCAUUAAAUUCCUCUUUCUGGAUUUGAAAAUCUCUGUGAUCUGUUUUAUUUUUUCUAAGGCCUGUAUCUUAGCACUCAAAUUAACCAACUUUUUAAGUGAUGAGACAAAAACUAUAAAGCUUAUAAUGUUUACAAUUGACUAUACAUACAUCUCAUCUAAAUUAGAUAUCCUCUCAUUUAAUCAUUCAAUUUUCAAAUUAUCUAGCAUAUUAUCAUACAGAGUCCCAACUCUUUCCACUGUACUCGAUUUUUCCCAUUGUUAGUGUGGAAAAAAUACUCUCUCUUUUAACUAAUUCCAGUCUUUAAGAAUUUCCAAUUGUCUUGCCAAUUCUGCCUAUGCAGGUUGACCAGUAAGGUUGUGGGGCAUCUGUCUCCUUCAGCAGCUACAUGGCAUCUCCUCAACUCCAGCUUCUCUCUCUCUCUCUCUCUCUCUCUCUCUCUCUCUCUCUCUCUCUCUCUCUCUCUCUCUCUCUCUCUCUCUCUCCUUACAUCUCUGUUCAGAUUUUCCACCUGGGUUUACUCUGUUAAGCCAGUGGCCAAAGUAGCUUCUUUAUUAACCAGUGGAAAUAAAACUUAUUCACAGCAUGCAGAAGGGAAUCUCACUCCAAUUUUCCAACCUUAGCAGACAGCUACUUCUGUCUAUCCAGCUGUCUCCUUUCCUGCACCAACUGCAUUGUCAGCCCCUCAUAAUCCUUCCUCCUCUUCAGUGCCAUGCUGCUGCAGCUGCCCAACUGUAGCACCAACUUUACCCCUUCUCUCAUGUGCUCAUGUCCUGCUAAGGAACUUAACCCUGAUCAAGCCAAGCCAGCCACAACUCUCCCACUGCAAUAGGUAGCCAGUAUAGAUGGUCAAGGUACAUAUCCGUGGCUUGCUCUCAGAACUCUCUCACAUAGAACAAAAACUUGGUUCUUACAUAUCUAAUUCUACCUCUUUCAUAAAACAAUUCCAACACAUUACUUGAUCUCUCCUUUCAUGAUAUUUUUAUGAUACUAACUAAUAACCUGUUUACUGAGGAGUGUAGUCAGAUUUUGGAGCAGGCCAGAGUACAUGCAGAUGAGGUUCACCAGAUGAAUGCAGCACACCCUCCAGGGACAGAGGCAGUCCCAAGCAGGAUCCACACUGAGAUUAUAACACCUCAGGUAUUUUAACUGGAGAUCAGUUUAUGACUUGCUUCCUAGUGGGUCUCCACAAGGCUGUCCUGAAGCCAGUAAACUAUGAUAAACUCUUAGAUGUUGUUCAAGAUAAAAAUGAAAAUCUGUGUCAAUUCUUAGAAUGCCUCACAAAGGCUAUCUUGCAGUACACUAAUUUCAGAAACCCCAGAGGGCAAACAGUUUCUCAUGACCCAUUUCUUUUCCUAGAACUUCCUUUACAUUAGGUUUAAACUUAAACAUUUAGAAAAAGGCCCCUUGACUGCCCAGGCAGAAGUCUUAGAGCUGGCUUUUAAGGUAUACUGUAGAAGGGAUGAUAAGAACUAUAGACAAAAAUAUCAAAUGCUGGCCAAGGCCAUCCAACUGGCUGAAGUGACUAAGUAUCCUGCCUGUGCCACUCCCUUGCUCCCUCAGGGCUCGAGGGCUACCAGGCCCAUGUUUUAAAUGUGGAGAAAAUGUGCACUGGGACCAGGCAUGUCUUAUUCCUUUUAUCAGUCCCUGAGUCCGUGUCUGAAGUACCAUAGGGAAGGGCAUUGGGCAAUCAGUUGUCUUCAUGGCAUGGAGACAUCAGAUCCAGAUAACUCCAAAACUGACCUUCUAGGUGUGGCCAUAAAUGAUUGAGGCUGCCUGGGCUCCCAUGGCCCAACCACAACUAAUAUCUGUAAUACAGAGCCAUGGGUGAAUAUCACAAUAUCAGAAUGGUCCAUCUCCUUUCUCUUGGACACCAGAGCACAUACUCCAUACUGAGGGAGUUUUAGGGACUUACUUCUCCUUCUAAUUUACCUAUUGUCGAAGCAGGGGGACAGUUCUACCUCAUAAGACCACACCACUCAAUCGUAGUUUUAGGGGUAUUCCUCUCACACAUUCACUUUUGGUCAUGCCAACCUGCCCUAUACCUCUUAGGGGAAGAAAUUUUUUAGCUAAAGUGGGAGCUUCUAUUUCAUUUGCUUGACCCCAAGCUCUCUAGCAACUUCUCUCCAUCUUAUCCUAACAUCUCCAACAUGUCAUAUCCUUUGCCAGUCUCUCAGGUGGACCCCCAGUCUGGGACACCCAAAAGCUCUUGUUACUAAAUACCAUUUUCCCAGGUACAAUAUCCAAGCACAGUACCCACUUUCACUCCAGAGCCUUAGGGGACUUAAGCCUGUCAUCUUUGACCUUCUAAGAAAAAAGCUACUUUAUCCCACCUCUUCUACUUUUAACAACCCUAUAUUGCAGUUCAAAAGCCCAACAGAAUCUUAUCACCUGGUUCAAGACCUACAGCUCAUUAAUUCUGCAGUGGUCCAUCUUUAUCCUGUAGUGUUUAAUCCUUACACACUUCUUUCCACUAUCCCUCCAGAAACCUCCCACUUCUCAAUUCUGCAUAUCAAGGGUGACUUUUUCUCUAUUCAUCUCAGCUCGCAAUCUCAAGAUAUCUUUGCCUUCGCCGGGAAUGACCCCGACAUUCACCACUCCAGAGCAUACAACUCCCAGGCCAGGGUCUAGGGUGAUGCUCCCAACUUAACAUUCCAGACUCUUUGGAUAUAGGGGUGGGUGACAGGAAGUUGGGGUGAUAAUUAUGACCAACAUUUUAGGCUCUCUUUGGAAAAAUGGCAUAGACUCAAGUUUGCUACUUCCUGUGUGCAUGGGAUGAUGUGGGAGAGGGAGAGCUGAAAGGUGGUGGGUUCAUGCUCAGCAGGAGAUGUGGCUUGAAAGACACCCUGUUCACUGUCAUCCUGGAGAUUCCAGUUGUUGUGUUUUUAAAAAUAUGGAGUGUCCCGGCUGGGCUGGUGGAGCCGCGCAGAGCUACGCGGUCCCGAGCAGCCAGUCCCAAGGUGCUGGCGGCCCAAGCAGGUUCCCAGCAGCAGGAGGGCGUGUGUAAACACCAGGCAUCUGUUUCUUGAGGGAGAUAAGAAGACAGAUGUCUAACAGAAAAAGAUAUUGUUAUUACUGGCCCUAUGAAAUGGGGCUAGCCAUGAGAUGAGACAUAAUAGUAGAUAAAAUCAGAUUUUAGUUGGCAGGCGUCCUUGAUCUAGGAGAGUUGGCAGGUGUCCUUGAUCCAGGAGAGCUGGUACCAAUGGUGAAAUCCCAGGAGUGGGUGCGGGUGUUUUUGGCAUUUUCCUGGAAGAACUUUGUAGGUUGGUCUUGCCUUAGGCAGCAGUAUUGACCUGUAAAAUAUGCUUGAUACUGGCUGCAGUUAGUGUAGCAGUAAAACAAUUAAAGGAAUUGGAAACCCUGGAUUUUACCAGACCUAAUUCCGGUGUAGCAAUAGGACUUUUCAGGUACCUGUAAGAGAACUGGAACAGAUUUUAUAUUUUGGUGCCAUAGCAAAAGGUUAGAAGGCAAUUAAAGGAAAUUGGGAACUUUGAACCUCUGAAGAUUGAAACCUGUUAAUCCUGGACUAUGAAGCCUGUUAAUGAAUAGUACCUUGAGCUGUCAAAUGCUUUUAGACAGAUCUGAGAGGAAUAAAUGAACAAAAAUGAGACAACUUUUGGCUAGGAGGCAAUCCUAAAUCUUCUCCUUGUCCUUAGAGAACAUCAGUCUUAGAAGCAAUGCUUGCCAUUAGCUGCUGAAUGCAAAAGACACAAAGAUUUUUCUUGUGAGGGGGAACAUUUAAUCUACCUGUCUUAGCAGGAUGAGCAGAUCCAUUCCCCAGGUAAAGCAUCCAGAAAGCUAGAGUGGCAAAAGGCUGCUUUUGCUUCCAUAUGGGUGGCUUUGCCAAACCCAGAGCAAGCCUGGAGACAGCAGGUCUUCUGUCCUCUUGGAGAAGCCAUAGGGUGCUGCAAAAGCUGGCAUGUCUCUGUAUGAGAAGAUCUUGUUGUUAAAAUGCUACAAUCUCCGACCUAUAAAGGCACUUGAGAACCAGGAACCUGGUAUUUUAAACUGGGCAUAUAAGCUAAACUUGUGGAGCCAUUGUAAUCUAGCCGCACACAUGUACAUAAAACUUAAAUUCACAUAACAAAAACACAGUUACACACUUAUUUAAACACAUUGUGGUCACAUUAUUUUAACAGAGAAACAAAUGGUACAGAAUUAGAAACCUGUGUCAUCUAACUAAGCAUUGCAAGAAGGAACAGAAACAUAAGGACGAAACAUUUACAGAGUUUUACAGUGGAAGGAUGAGGUGGGGGGAAUGACAUUGUUGUAGAGAGUCAGCAGGGAAGGGGGCAGCAAUGGAGAUGCCAGAGUGGUCCUGUUAGACCCUAAAGCCCACUUACUAAGGAGAGGUAACUCCAAUAGACCACCCUUACACCACAGUUGAUGCAAAAGCAAGAGGAAUUUAAUUUGACUGGCAUGUCAGGGACCUCUGCCUCUGGAGGAAAAGGAUCCCAAAAAGCUAUUACAGGUAUUACAGGCUUCUUUUAAAGAGAAAAAACACAGAACCAAAAGGGAAGUGCAGAAGUCGUUUGGCAGCUGUUGUGACUAGCUCAUUCAAUGGUAAGCUAACUAUGAUUGGUCAUUGCUAUGGCGAUUGCUAUGUUGGUUGAGCAAGGAGAAAUACCUGCAGGUCAUCUGCAGAUCAUUUUACCCUAUUCCGGGACAUGGGUCUAUUGAAGAAAAACUACAAAGGGGAUAGAAAAUUUCAGGGGAAAGUACCCAAAGUUCUAGUGCACACAUGGGUGAUUAUCAGGGUCCCAGUUUCCAAAGGAGGAGGGGCAGUAAUGCUGAGCCCCAGGGUCUUUCAGUCCCCGUGUAGGCAGCAGAGACCAGGAACAGCUAUGGAGAAUUCUGGUGCGGUAAAGUUUGGUGGGGAAACAGCAAGCAGCAGGAAGUGGGAGGGCAGCAGGGGAGCUAGAGUGGACUGAGCACGGACUAGAGAUCUGUCUGCCCCAGGCCCUUGCUCUUUGUGCCACCACUGUGGCUGACAAGGCUGAGUGCCCAACCUGUGCCAGGGCCUAGGGGACAGGACCCAUCAAAUCCUACGCCAGAGCCCAUCCGUCAUAUGCCAAAGCCACUGGGCUUAGGGGAUGUGAUGAGAGCACUGUUCAUGGACCAGGCCAAGAUCAGAGCAUGAGCAUCUAUAGGUCAUGCUAGGGAGCCCCCAGGGGUUGGCAUCUGGGAGACAGGAGCUGAGUGGAAGGGGGAAAACAGAAGUUGGGGCAAGACAAAAGAGCUGGCCCUGAUUGAACACACAGAGAAAGGCAGAAGUGGGGGUGGGACCAACCACGUGGUUGUGAAUGCCCAUUAACUCCCCCCUGCCUAUUUUUAUAAUAAAGAAAAGGGUGAAAUGUUAUCAUUUCCUCCACCCAGUGCUUUGGCAAAAUAAAUAGCCACCACAAGUGCUAACAUUUCCCAGUUCCACGAUCAUGCAUGUGCCAUCAAGUGUUCAGGCAACUUACACAGCCACCCAGGGUCCUCAAUCCCUAUGUUAUCUAUGUGAAGCAUGAUCAUGUGAUCUACACAUGAUGCAGCUACAUAAGUCCCUGUGUGCAUGUGCUAGGCAGCCUUUAAAAGCUUACCCUGCCCACCAAAAUGAUAAAGGUGGAAAUCAUUAACUCAAAUGAUAAAGAUUUAAAGACUGGUCUUUAAUUUAAAAACCUUUAAGAAAAAUCUCUCAGAGGUGGGCAGAACUCUUUGGAUUUUAGCUAAUUCCAGAGUUAGUCAGCUUGACUACCAAGAAGAGCCAUCACAACAGCCAAGGCAGAGAACUGAGAUUGAUCUCUUACCUGCAGGAGGCAAGGAAAUCAUGGGAGUUAUUUCCAAACAAUGCUUUUCCUAAACAAGGGAAGAAUAGGGUUUUGCUUAGGGAGCUUGGACAUGUCAUGUAGAAUUGUGCCUAUUCUCAAGCAUGCUAAGUUAGCAAAUCCACUUCUGAACAUAUUCACAAUGUAAAAGAAGGGAUGUUUAGGGACAUUAUUUUAGGAUGUCAAAGUCAUGCAGGAACAUAUAUAAAUUAUAAAAGUAGUGGAACAAAAUGUCUCUGGCAUGUUUACUGUGUACAAUAACAAAAGGUCUUAGCCAAAUUUAAGGAAAUAAUGUUGUGAAAAUAGAUUGCUUAGGAACCUAUGCUACAUAUCAACCUUGAUGUUUGAUCUAAAAAGAGUUGUACCGAUGCCACAAUUCUCAUAGAUAAAAAGACAGAACACAAAUACAGACAUCAUUAAGAAAAAGUCACCUAAGACCAUUGUAUACUAUGCUCUUAGAUGACGAAUGGUUAUGAUGAGCUCUUUUAACUUCAAAACGAAGGUUCUUUUCUCUCUGAGCAGGCUAGCUAGGAGGAAGACCACAGUUGUUCCAUGCAAGGCCAGAAAGAACUCAUUUUUACUAACCCUGCAUUCUGUCUGUGUCAAGCCUAUGAAAUCACUGUAUAAAAAUCCAUUCUUUCCCUUUCCUUACUUCUUUUUUAAAAUUCUAGUUAUAUAAUGUUUUUCCUGAAUGUGUCUGUACAGAGUACCUACAGAGGCCAGAAGAAGGCCAGAGAUGCCUGGAAGCGGAGUUACAGGGUUCUGGUAAUGGAACCUGGAUCCUCUGUAACAAUACCCAGUGCUCUUAAUUGCUGAGUGAUAUCUCAAGUCCCUCUUUUUUAUUUAAAAAUUUUCAAUAUAGAUGGAGGAGGCAGUGGUGGUAGUGGUGUGACAGGAGCCCUAUGGAACCAGCCCAGUCCUACCUCAGCCCAUCUUGACAAAAGCAAGUUCCAUGGAACCAUCACGAGGCCCUCCUGCUAGUGGAGCUGAGCCAGCUCGGGCAGUUGGCACUGUCAAAGUGUACCUGCCUAACAAGCAACGCACAGUGGUGACUGUCCGGGAUGGCAUGAGUGUCUAUGACUCUUUGGACAAGGCCCUCAAGGUGCGGGGUCUCAAUCAAGAUUGCUGCGUGGUCUACAGACUCAUCAAAGGAAGAAAGACUGUCACUGCCUGGGACACAGCCAUUGCACCCCUGGAUGGUGAAGAGCUCAUUGUGGAAGUCCUGGAAGAUGUGCCACUGACAAUGCACAAUUUUGUACGAAAGACAUUCUUCAGCUUGGCCUUUUGUGACUUUUGCCUUAAGUUUCUGUUCCAUGGCUUCCGCUGCCAAACCUGUGGCUACAAGUUCCACCAGCAUUGUUCCUCCAAGGUUCCCACAGUUUGCGUUGACAUGAGUACCAACUGCCGACAGUUCUACCACAGCAUCCAAGAUUUGUCUGGAAGCUCCAGGCAGCAAGAGGUUCCCUCAAAGAUCUCUGUGAAUGAGCUGCUAACCCCCCAGGGUCCAAGCCCUUACACCCAGCCCCGUGACCUGGAGCACUUCUCCUUCCCUGCCCCUGCCAAUCCCCCACUGCAGCGCAUCCGCUCCACAUCUACUCCUAACGUCCACAUGGUCAGCACCACAGCUCCCAUGGACUCCAGUCUCAUGCAGUUCACUGCUCAGAGCUUCAGCACCGAUGCUGCUGGUAGAAGUGGUGAUGGAGCUCCCCGGGGUAGCCCUAGCCCAGCUAGUGUGUCCUCGGGGAAGAAAUCCCCACAUUCCAAGUCACCUUCAGAGCAGCGAGAGCGGAAGUCCUUGGCAGAUGAAAAGAAAAAAGUGAAAAACCUUGGGUACCGGGACUCAGGCUAUUACUGGGAGGUGCCACCCAGUGAGGUACAGCUGUUGAAGAGGAUCGGGACAGGCUCUUUUGGCACUGUGUUUCGGGGUCGUUGGCAUGGUGAUGUAGCUGUGAAAGUGCUCAAGGUGGCCCAGCCUACUGCUGAACAGGCCCAGGCCUUCAAGAAUGAGAUGCAAGUGCUCAGGAAGACACGACAUGUCAACAUUUUGCUGUUCAUGGGUUUUAUGACCCGGCCAGGGUUUGCUAUCAUCACGCAAUGGUGUGAGGGUUCCAGCCUAUACCACCACCUACAUGUGGCUGACACGCGCUUUGACAUGGUCCAGCUCAUUGAUGUGGCCCGGCAGACUGCCCAGGGCAUGGACUACCUCCAUGCCAAGAACAUCAUCCACCGAGAUCUCAAGUCAAACAAUAUCUUCCUCCAUGAGGGGCUCACAGUCAAGAUUGGUGACUUCGGCCUGGCCACGGUGAAGACACGGUGGAGUGGGGCCCAGCCCUUAGAGCAGCCCUCAGGGUCUGUGUUAUGGAUGGCAGCUGAGGUGAUCCGUAUGCAGGACCCAAACCCCUACAGCUUCCAGUCAGAUGUCUAUGCCUAUGGGGUUGUGCUGUAUGAGCUUAUGACCGGCUCGCUGCCCUACAGCCACAUUGGCAGCCGUGACCAGAUCAUUUUCAUGGUGGGCCGUGGCUAUCUGUCUCCUGACCUCAGCAAAAUCUUCAGUAAUUGUCCCAAGACCAUGAGGCGCCUGCUGUCUGACUGCCUCAAGUUCCAGCGGGAGGAGCGACCUUUAUUUCCCCAGAUCCUGGCCACAAUCGAGAUACUGCAGCUGUCACUCCCCAAGAUUGAGCGGAGUGCCUCUGAACCCUCCUUGCACCGUACCCAGGCUGAUGAGUUGCCUGCCUGCCUUCUCAGCGCAGCCCACCUUGUCCCUUAGACCCCACUCCCAGCCAAAAGGGAGCCAAUUUCAACCUGCCAUGACAAGGCAUCCCUUCUUACCGGCCAGUCAUUGUUCUGCCUCUGCCUUGAUACUGCCUCAGGAUUCCUUAUCCCACACUCUGGGAAAUUUGGGGGACCCCCCAAAAUUGAGGUCUCCUGCUUCCUCCAUAAUUUGGUUUCCUCUUGGCUUUGGGGAUAUUUCUGAUUUGGAGAACUGUUUCAUCUCCAACGACUGGAAUUCAUGGUAAGGAUUCCACUCAGAACCUCUUUCUAAGGUUUAUGUUUGAUGUGUCUUCACUGGAUUUUGGGGUUCCCAGCGGCCCAUGUGGAUUUGGAAAUUUCCCUUUUUCUCCCCCUAUUCAAGGACUGUCCUCUUUACCAAAAAGCACAGAAUUCUGCUGGGAAAAUUUUUUUUUCAAUAUAUCUUAAUUAAAAUAUAUUGUAUCAAUUCCA